AUGUCCAAAACCUCCGUCAUCGUGUCCAACUUGACAAAACAGGACUUCGUCAGCCAGAACUCCAAGCUCGCCGUGAGCGACCAGAUCAAGUUGGCCGUGCUCAACCUCCAGAGCGACGAGUUUCCUGAUCUCUUGCCUCUCAUCACCCACUGGCUGAAUCUUCCGUUCUUGAACAGAAUCGUCAUCAUCUUGCACAGCGAGGAGGCGGCGUCGUUUGUCCACGAUUUCUUGCAAAAAGCCGUUUCGGGCGAAAACGACCUCAGGUUGCCCUCCACAGCGAAACUUCUGCUUCAGGAGAACCUCUUGCAGACCUCCAAGCUGUCCGACAACUUACAAGAUACCAAGGAUCUUGAUGUCACUCACUCCUUGGAGAGAUUCAGAUCGGCCCAUGCCUCUGGCGACUACAAGGAGCCCGAGCCUCAGAAAUCGCCCAAAGCGUCGCCCAACUACGAGGCCUUGGACCUCAAAAAAUUGGGCAUUGAGCUGGGAGACGUGCCUCCCACGCCGCCCUUGGAGCGUUCGAGAUCGGUGACAAGAACGCUUUUCAAGCCGUCCUUGAAGCUCAACACAUCUGGCACGGCGCCCAACGACGCUCCUGCCUCGCCAACGAUCACCCUAGACGAGAGCUAA
Messenger RNA from Candidozyma duobushaemuli, 630 nucleotides. RefSeq lists its product as uncharacterized. The coding region runs from base 1 to 630 and encodes 209 amino acids. The transcript has a single exon. The record is from RefSeq and is a predicted model, not a curated record. Lineage: Eukaryota; Fungi; Ascomycota; Pichiomycetes; Serinales; Metschnikowiaceae.